UAAACAGGAACUGUCUCUUGUACUUAGUCUAUAAGUAUCUCUGCUCUAUUUACUUCAUAUAUCCUGUAGUAACGUUCAUUUCUUAUUGAUGGUCAAUGAUGGACAGUAUGUCAUUCAACUCUACAGACUUUGUUCUAACUGGAGAUAUCAACAGUCCUACUUAUGCAGCAGCUCUUGGUAUUGAAGGAGUCAUUGGUAUAAUAGCUAAUGUAGCAGUGUUAUUAAUGACACUGUAUCAAAGGAAAUCCUGGAAUCAGCCAUCAACAAUAUUCUUCACUUCUCUCCUACUGUCUAGCCUCAUUAUUGCUCUAGUGUAUUUGAUGUCUUCUUUUGCAGUAGGAGCUGAAGAAUGGAUCUUUGGGAACACUUUUGAGGAAAAGAAUGGAUCAUGUAUCUUUUUUGGAUUUUUCCUUUAUUAUGGUGGUAUGCUUAAUGCUGCAACAUUAGCUGUUAUAUCUUUUGAUCGGUUUCUGUUUAUUGUCAAGCCUCAUCUUCACAAGCAGUUCAUGAGACCACGAGUAGCUCUGAUCCUGAUUAUUGGUGUGUGGUUGCUGUGUUCACUAAUAAAUACUAUACCAUUCUAUGGUUUUGGUGUGUUUGGAUAUCUUUAUGAUAAUGGUGUUUGCUCAUUAAUCUAUGAACAUUCAGGCUUGUAUCUUUUAGUUCUUUUAGUAGUAUAUCCAAUGAUUUAUUGUAUAAUAGCAUCUACAUCUAUUUGGACAUUCUUCUUCACUCGUAGCUUCAUAAAGAGGCAGGGUCGAUCAGUUGAUAGUGGUGUAUACCAGUCUAAGAAUAAGAAGUUGUUUGGUAUAUUUGGAUCAAUGCUUCUGUCCUACAUCCUGACUUUACUUCCAUCAUAUUUUGUUGCUCUUCUUGUUUUUAUUUUUGGCCAGUUGGACAGUGCAUUUGCAUUUGGUAUUGGUACAUAUGGAUUGAUCUCAAUAAUGAAUCCUCUCAUUCAAUCAUAUUUUAGGCCAGAGAUAAAAGAGACUUUAGUCCUUUUUGCCAAAAAAAUUGGAUUAAAAUCAAAUAAGAUACAUCCAAUUGAACCACAAGUCGCUGUCACGGCUGAUUAACUUCUUUUAGUCUGAUUAACUUCUUUUAGUCGUUACUGAUCAGUUCAGUAUUAAUUUGUUUAUUGUUAGAGAUAGUGUCUUUUACAUAUUGUUCCUGUUAAUGAUAAUCAG
This is a messenger RNA of Amphimedon queenslandica, 1187 nucleotides long. RefSeq names its product rhodopsin-like. Bases 96 to 1076 code for a protein of 326 amino acids. Gene Ontology annotation, cellular component: membrane. Lineage: Eukaryota; Metazoa; Porifera; Demospongiae; Haplosclerida; Niphatidae. The record is from RefSeq and is a predicted model, not a curated record. Gene Ontology annotation, molecular function: G protein-coupled receptor activity. The transcript has a single exon. Gene Ontology annotation, biological process: G protein-coupled receptor signaling pathway.